This is a messenger RNA of Aureobasidium vineae, 1725 nucleotides long. The record is from the annotation of a GenBank genome assembly. NCBI's taxonomy places the organism in Eukaryota, Fungi, Ascomycota, Dothideomycetes, Dothideales, Saccotheciaceae.
AUGCCUGGUCUAGCACUGCUCAUAUCGCUGGCGGCCGUGACCGUCGGUCUGUCCUACUUGCUAGUGCCUUACUCUAUCCGCUUCAUCACCCAGAACAUUGGCUCGACUGUUCGUGCGCACACACAGACAAGGAGANGAGCUGUUGCUCAAGAGGGCAGCCGACGACGAGAAGUCUUCACCCCCACCUCGAACAAGGAUCGUCUAGCCAAGGGUGACUACCAUGGAAAGCCAGCACACGAAUGGGAUGGCAUUAUUGGCUUCUUCCACCCCUUCUGGUACUUCUGCUCCAACACUCCUCUAUGGCAAGACACUGACCACGGCUAUAGUAAUGCAGGAGGCGGUGGCGAACGGGUGCUCUGGGCAGCCAUCCGCGCAACCCAAGAACGCUACCCCAAAGCCCUCUGCGUCGUCUACACGGGCGACCACGACGUCGACAAGGACACCAUCAUCGCAAACGUCAAGAACCGCUUCAACAUUCCCCUCCACGCCCCUCGUCUUACCUUCCUCUACCUCAGCACCCGCGACUUCCUCCUCGCUCAACACUGGCCCCACUUUACUCUCCUCGGCCAGAGCAUCGGCAGCUUGAUCGUCGGCUGGGAUGCCUUCAACCUCGUUGUCCCCGACAUCUUCAUCGAUACCAUGGGCUACGCCUUUACCGUCGCCUUCUCACACUUCCUGUUCCCCGAUGUCCCUACAGGCGCCUACGUUCAUUAUCCCACCAUCUCCACCGACAUGCUGGGAAGUCUCGACGCCUCUGGUCGCGGUGUCAACGCAGGCUCAGGAAGUGGUUGGAAGGGAAAGGCCAAAAAGACAUACUGGCACCUCUUCGCCCGUCUGUAUAGCUGGAUCGGCGGCGAGAUCGACGUCGUCAUGACAAACUCGACCUGGACUCAGAACCACAUCAAAGCCCUCUGGGGUCGCACACGUCAAAAGAGAUGCUGGACACGCGACACCUUUGUCGUCUUCCCACCCGUCGCUGUCGAAGAGCUGGAACACGAGAUUGAAGUAUCCGAAGAGUCGGAGAAGAGUAGGAGAAAGGACAUACUCUACAUUGCACAGUUCCGCCCUGAAAAGGAUCACCAAANNAAUAUCAUCAUGGCCUUUGCCGAGUUCUUGCGCCGUCGCAAGACUGGUGACAAGGACACUCCCAGAUUGGUCCUCGUGGGCUCGGUGCGUGACGAAAAGGACAAGAUGCUGGUCUACAAGCUACGUGUGCUGGCGCGCGAACAACACAUUGCCGACCACGUCGACUUUGUUAUUGAUGCAAAGUGGUCGCAGAUCUUGGAUCGCCUGAGGACCAGCUGGAUCGGUGUCAAUGGCAUGUGGAACGAACACUUUGGUAUUGGCGUUGUCGAGUACCAGGCCGCCGGACUGAUCUCUGUGGUCGACGAUAGCGGUGGCCCCAAGUACGAUAUCGUGGUUCCAAUUGAUGGAAAGCCUACUGGUAAGUUUAUCUUGGUCUGCUUGUGGCAUUUCCGCGGAACUUUCACUGACAUUCAAUCAACAGGCUUCCAUGCAAAAUCACCUUCAGAAUUCGCAGACGGCUUCGCCAAAGCGCUGGAUCAGUCACCAUCAGAGACGCUAGCUAUGCGCAAGAGAGCCAGGACCAGCGCCAAACGCUUCUCCGAAGAAGUGUUCCGUGACAGUUGGAACGCACAGAUGGACAGACUGAUACAUUUGCGCGUCACGCCAAAGGGAGAGCGUCAAAAGCUGAGGCUAGAGUAG